AUGAGUCGAAAAAAAAGCCGGACAAAUAAAACUGAACGUGAACUGAUUUUGCGGUUACAUAAUCAAUGUCAAUCAUUACGUCAAAUAUCAAAAAUUGUCAACAGAGCUCAUAGUACUGUGAAAGACAUGAUAGAUCGAUACAGUGAAUGGAAAAGUCACGAAAAUAAGCAACGACCUGGUCGCCCAAAAAACUUUCUAACCAUAAUAAAUGUAUGAGUUAUACAAUGUCAAGCUGAAUCCAAAAAAUAAUGCUCCUAAAAUAGCACAAGAUUUUGCGAAUUUUUCUGGAGUACGUGUCUAUGUAAGUACAAUAAGAAAUCGUUUAAAAAAUAAUGAUUACCAUGGAUGGAUAGCUUGUCGAAAAAAUAUUUUAUAAAUAAAAAAAAAAAUAAACAAAAGAGAUUUAAUUUUGCAAGUAACAACUUAUAUUAACUUAUUAUUUACAACUCUAUUAACUUUUGUAACGAUGUUAUAUUUACAGACGAAAGUAAAAUUAAUAUUUUUGGCUCGGAUGGUAGACGUUUUGUAUGGAGAAAAGCGAAUACAGAACCAAAGAAUUUACAGCUUACAGUGAAAUACGGAGGAGAUACUGUAAUGGUUUGGGGAUGUAUAAGUGCUCAGGGUGAUGGAAAUUUGUAUUUUAUCAAUGAAAUUAUGAACCAAGAUAUUUAUUUAAAUAUUUUGAAGACAAAUCUUGUAGCCAAUGCUGUAAAAAUGGGCAUCAAAGAUGAUUUUGUAUUUACACAGGAUAAUGAUCCCAAAUAUAAUGCAAAAAAGGUCAAGGCUUGGUUGUCUUGGCUGACGAUGUUUCCAAUUUUUAAUUAA
Messenger RNA from Cinara cedri, 825 nucleotides. Lineage: Eukaryota; Metazoa; Arthropoda; Insecta; Hemiptera; Aphididae. The record is from the annotation of a GenBank genome assembly.